ACUAUGCUCUUAAUUCAUGCCAUUCUUAUGCAGAGUAACACAAAUACAGAACAACAGUGAUAUGGAAGGCCAAGGAAACAUCUUUCAGAUGAAUUCAGCAAAACCACCUUUGAAUUUUAGUUCAUCAUUUCAAGCACACAUGGUGGAGAAUCCUCCAACUAAUGGUGCACCUUGGAUUAAUGCUACCAUUGACAAAUCUAAUGGAGCAAAAACCAAUUUGGGUCUUAAUUAUGACCGAAACGUGGAUCCUAAGAAGAUCAGACGUAUCAUGGCUAAUCGAGACUCUGCUCAGAGGUCAAGAUUGAGGAAAGUGUUGUAUGUAAAAGAUUUGGAAAUGAAAGCCAAAGAAUUUGAGGGUCAAAUAGCUGAGGAUCUUCGACCACAACUUGCGUUAUUAAAAGAUGAAAAGCACUCUUUGUUGUUGGAAAAUGAGACAUUGACACAUCGAUUGAACAUUCUUCAGAAAGAAGCACUUCUUAAAAACGCUGAAAUUGAAGAAAACACAAUUGAAGUGAAGAAACUGAGGGAAGAAUAUAACAAGCUACAAGAACAACGAGAACUAAUGCUUAAUUGGAAUAACACUAAUGUGCAGCCAAUGUCCAAUGAUCCAUUAUUCUCAAAUUAUUCUUCAAAUCCAUAUGGUCAAGAUAGCCAAAUGUGGACACCGACUGUGGCGGAUAAGCGUGAAACAGAACUGGGUGAUCUUCCCAGCAGCAUGGAUUUGAUGAAUAUCAAUUAUGAAGAUCCUAAGAAGUUUCAAUGAAUUAACAAUGGUGAUGGGGUUGUCUCAUAUAUUUAUGCUUGCUUUAUAUUUUGUUUUUAGACAAUGCAUGCUCUAAACAUUUCGAGUAUAUAUUUUCUGAGAUAUCUAGAUUGCUUGAAAUAUACAUUUAUGUGGUUACAGCAACAUAUAUAAUGGUGGAUUCAUAAUUAA
Molecule: messenger RNA, 934 nt
Organism: Cicer arietinum (chickpea)
Lineage: Eukaryota; Viridiplantae; Streptophyta; Magnoliopsida; Fabales; Fabaceae
Biological process (GO): positive regulation of DNA-templated transcription
Cellular component (GO): nucleus
Molecular function (GO): DNA binding; DNA-binding transcription factor activity
Source: RefSeq, a predicted model, not a curated record